Molecule: messenger RNA, 552 nt
Organism: Effrenium voratum
Lineage: Eukaryota; Dinophyceae; Suessiales; Symbiodiniaceae
Source: the annotation of a GenBank genome assembly
AUGGACUUCUGCUCUCCGGCGGGCUUCGCCAACGCAGUGUACCAGACACUGCGAACCUCUCCUGGGGGAGGGGCGCUUCACGCGCCCGUUUGCAGCACUUGGGUGUUCAUGUCGAGGGGAUCGACUCUCAGGUCGCCCACAAGGCCACUUGGCCGCGGCGACAGCCAGAAAGUGGCCGACGGCAAUCUGCACGUGGCUCGCUGCGCGGUGCUUUGCAUUCUCGCUGCUGCCAAGGGCAUCUUCUGGCUUCUGGAGCAGCCGUCGACUUCGAUCAUGGAGACCCACCCAUCCUUCCAGAAGAUGCUCAAGAUUCUACACGUGCGGAAGCUCAUCUUCGACAUGAAGGACUUCGGAGCAAACACCCAGAAGCGGACCAUACUGUACAGCAGCCACGAAGAGGUGGACGACCUCCUGCUGCACAAGCAUCCUCGCAAGCGGUGCCACUCAAAGGAGAUGGUUAUCCGCUACACGGACUCCAGUGGAAAAUCGCGUUGCAAAGGAGGACGGGAUCUCAAAAUGAGCCAGACCUAUCCUCGGGAGCGCCUUGCCUAA